Aureobasidium pullulans EXF-150 is the source of this 2202-nucleotide messenger RNA. RefSeq names its product Bromodomain-domain-containing protein. Gene Ontology annotation, cellular component: RSC-type complex. The transcript is spliced from 6 exons. Gene Ontology annotation, molecular function: protein binding. Gene Ontology annotation, biological process: chromatin remodeling. The coding region runs from base 93 to 1997 and encodes 634 amino acids. The record is from RefSeq and is a predicted model, not a curated record. NCBI's taxonomy places the organism in Eukaryota, Fungi, Ascomycota, Dothideomycetes, Dothideales, Saccotheciaceae.
CUCCAUCCCAACCAAGCGCCCACUAUCGCAAGAGGGCUGCAAGCAUCGAGCAGUGCAAUCCAGAGUUACGCGACAACAGAGACACCAAAAUCAUGGACCGCAGCCGCAAGCGCAAAGCUGCAGCUGGAGCAUCACCCGACGCCGACACGAGCACACCCAAGCGACAAAAGACUACACUGGAACAUGAGACUCCGCAGACAACAACAAAGAUCGGUCUGCAGUUUAUCGACCACCUGAAGUCGGCCAAGGACAAGACUGGCCGCUUGAUCGCCGACCUCUUUAUCGACCUGCCCAGCAAGAGAGAGCUGCCCGACUAUUACCGCACCAUCAAACUACCCAUCGCUAUCCAGACAGUCCAGGACAAGCUCGAGCGCCAUGAAUACCCCACUCUCAGCACCGUCGAGAGCGACAUCAAGCGCAUGGUUUCCAACGCAAAGCAAUAUAACGACGACAAGUCCACCGUCUACCAAGAUGCCGAGCGCAUUCGCAAGGCCCUCUCCAACUUCAUGACCAAGCACAAUCCUGCCUACAAGGAUCCGAACUACGUCGCCCUUCCUACACCUCUGCCCGGCCAAGACGACGAUGCGACUGCCUCUUCUGCACCUCCAACACGCGACCCCAGCGAACAGCCUCGCAAGAUCAAGAUAUCCCUCAAAGCGAACCGUGAUCGCAAGUCCUCUGCUGCUCCAGUCGCUGCCUCCAGUCCUGCUGUCGUCCAAGAUGAUUCGGAUCCUUCAGCGUUUACUGGCAAGACACUCCAGCAAGCGCAAGAGCACAUCGUCAACGGCUUGAUCAGUCACACUGACCAAGGAAUCGCUAUCUUCGAACCCUUCGUCCAUCUUCCUCCUCGAACCUUGACCGAUUACUACAAAGUCAUCAAGAAGCCCACCUCUCUGGCCGGUAUUAAGAAACAAGUACGAGGGAAACAAGGAAGCGACUUCAAGAACUGGGACGCAUUUGAAGAGGAGGUUUCAUACAUUUGGCGCAAUGCAAGGAUCUACAACGAGGACGGAAGCGACAUCUUCAACCUCUCAGUUGAGCUGGAAGACCUCUUCAACGAACGCCUGGCCACCGCGAAGAGUCAAGUCGACGAACCUGUUCAACCAAAGAUCAAGCUCAACGCUCCAAGACCGAAACCCGUACUGCAUCUUGGUGCAAGAGGGUCACCUGCACCACGAGGCACUCCUGCCGAGGACAAGAAGGAAGAGCCAGUCACCAACGGACAUAAGACACCCGUGCCCGCCCAGGCCAGACCUGCAAGCAGCGCUGCUCCCUCAAGGUCGAACUCGCAAGUACCAACGACAGUCAAAGCAACAAGCGUCAAUGCUUCAAGUCCUGUUCCAACGACAGCAGCAGCAGUCAAGACUGAGACGACCGUCGCUGCAUCUCCCUCCCUUGCCGCAGUCCGACCACAGAGCAUUGCUCCCGAAGUGAAGCAGAGUCCACGACCUGGAACCGCAACCUCGAUGCCACCACCACCUUCUGUUCGCGCCAUCAGCGGCAGCCCUCAUCCCUCGAUGCUCCCCCAUGUUCCUCAUAUCCCGCAAUACGUUCCACCACCGCCAACCUUUGUCGACAAAUACACACGCUCAAAGCCUCUCUCCGAAGCUCUCCUGCCGAGCGUAGUCAUCAUGACACAUCCUCAACUUACGGUGCCCAAGCCUUUCCGCCUCGACGUUCCUGCAAACAAGCAGUUCACACAACAAUCUUUGAGCACUGCAGUUCCCGCGGCUCACUACUACAUCAGCAUUGUCCCCAACGUCUCACAGCGUCUCCUUAUGCAACGGCAGUACAAGACUUUCGUCACUGUCAAUGGCGUCCGACUCAUGGGCACCACUCGCGACUUUUUGCCUGGCGGAGGAGAUAGGAAGCAAGUCUACGAUACCGCCCUCAUCGCUGGUGUCAACAGGAUCGAGGUGGAGGUGGUCGCUGUGUCCAGCAAGACUGAUGCUCUGGAGGUUGAGAAGCUGUCGGUGUUUGCCAGUCUGUUGAAGUAGAUCACGAUAGAUGAUGUCCUCUAUGGCAUAACUCAUCGUCGAAUGGGUGGCCCUUGAAGCAUGGCGCUGGCGUUUGGGUUUCUUCUUUGGUGGGUAUACCUUUUGUUAAUCCUUAUUCUUCUGCACUCUUCGGCUUGAUGGGGAAGGACGAAGCGGUCGUUUUCCAUAGCUUCUUGAAUGAAUGCACACUUUCUUUUCCGUUUCC